GGUCGUGUUCGACAAAACUACUUAUCUCCGAUUAGUAAACAGUCCUUUGUAGACUUCUUUUAAGAUAGGGAAGGUGUUUAAAGUGAAAAGGGGCGCAACUGAGGCUUAUCCGAUUACCACCCGCUUCUCUCUCUCUAAUCGUCUACUUGAGUUGAAGCUAUCAGCCAUGGCCAGCACCGCACCAAACCUGCAUUCUCUCUCCUCGACAUUCACCCUUUCUAACCGUUCCUCUAAUGUCUCUGCUACUUCUUUCUCUUUCCAAAUUCCCAGAAAAACCCCACAAUUUUCAUGCCUUUCCUCCAAAAAACCAGCAUUUCUUCACCCAAUUCACCUUACCACUGCUGCUUCUUGUACCCAGAAGGGUUUCAAUGCUCUUGAUGCAGUUUCUCCGAUGAAGAAGCCUGGCUUUGGCAGGAAUCUGAUGGUUGCCCAGGCCACCGAAGCAGUUGCACCAGCCACAGAGGAAGCAGCUGCUUCUCAACCCAAAACCUCAAAGAAGAAUAAAAAAGUGAAGUAUCCUCGGAGAGUACUUGAUGUGUAUCAGAUCCUUCAAGUCCCUAUCAUUACUGAGGCUGCCAUAAAGAACAUUGCUGACGAGAACUCACUGAUGUUCACUGUUGAUGUUCGUGCUGACAAAAAGAUGAUUAGAGAUGCUAUCUGCAACUUUUUUGGUGUGAAAGUUCGCAAAAUAAACACUUUGAUAAGGCCUGAUGGAACAAAGAAAGCAUAUGUCAUGUUAAGUAAAGAGUACAAUGCUUCAGAUCUCGCGAAGAAGAUAGGAAUCUUCCCAAGCAGUAGCUAACUUUAAAAUUUUGUUAGAUGUAUAGUUGUGGCCUUCUUUCUCCUUUCUUGACGAGGGCAGCUGUGUUGGAGCCUUGUUUGGAAAUAGAAUCACUAGUUAUUUGCAAUUAUCAAGUAUUCCACUGGUUGCGUUUCAAGUCUCCAGCUGUUGUAAGGUGAAUGUGUUUUUGGCCAUUGUGUAUCAAGCGUGUAACUUCUGUCUGCUGUGCAGUAAUAUUUCUCUUCAGUUUUACUCAUUCUUUGUUUUCUUCUCGAGCAACACUGGUUGGAGUAUUCCGUUCUGUAUUUUUGUGUUUUGCAAACACUGUUGUAUUGGUAAGGUUGAGGCUGGUAAAUUACUGUCUUAGUCAGUGGAUGAGAGCUGGGUUGAAAAAGUUUAUAUCAGGUGGUCAAGGUGGAAGCAAACAAUGCUUCCUAUCAUUGUUUUUUGACUGGAUGUACUAGUGUACUGCUUUGCAAAUGAAUUCACCUACUAGCUUUAUCUUA
Molecule: messenger RNA, 1287 nt
Organism: Chenopodium quinoa (quinoa)
Lineage: Eukaryota; Viridiplantae; Streptophyta; Magnoliopsida; Caryophyllales; Amaranthaceae
Product: 50S ribosomal protein L23, chloroplastic-like
Exons: 3
Coding region: 167-802 (211 amino acids)
Biological process (GO): ribosomal large subunit assembly; translation
Cellular component (GO): ribosome; cytosolic large ribosomal subunit
Molecular function (GO): structural constituent of ribosome
Source: RefSeq, a predicted model, not a curated record